Molecule: messenger RNA, 1295 nt
Organism: Drosophila arizonae
Lineage: Eukaryota; Metazoa; Arthropoda; Insecta; Diptera; Drosophilidae
Product: transcription factor Ouib
Biological process (GO): regulation of gene expression
Cellular component (GO): nucleus
Molecular function (GO): zinc ion binding
Source: RefSeq, a predicted model, not a curated record
AGCUGAUUGCCGCGAAAGACCCGAAUGAUGGUAAGAAAAUAAGUAAACAACUCGUUUGAUUUGGAAAAUGAUUUGAAAAAUGUCGGCACGUUGUCGUACCUGUGGCAAGAUUAUUUACUGUGUGAACGCAAAGAAUUUAUUCCAACAGCCCGAUAACAUUAUGCUACAUCAGAUUGCAGCAUUAACUGGAAUUUUUUUAACCGAAAAUAUGGAAUUUCCGACACAUAUCUGUGGACCCUGCGAAGUGGCAUUACGAGAAGCGAUCGUGUUUCGAGAGCGCAUUAUAAAAACUCAAAAGGUGCUCUUGAGCAGUUGCAAUAACAUAGAGGAAGCGUUUAACAAAAUCGACUCGGAAGAAGUGGAAAAUCUGGAGCUUGAGGAAGAUGCCGAAGACAUUGAACAGGAGACGACGCAGGAAGAACCCACAGAAAAUGACACCUCUGGCGAAAAUAAUGACUUACAACAGCAAAGUGAAUUAAAUGAUGAUGGUCAACCGGAAGAGUCUGUGCAACAGAACGAGAUUGAUAAAGAAUCAACUGUAGAUGCUCCCGCUCCAGCACCCAGCUUAGCACGCAAACCUGGCAAACCUCAAUCUAAGCUCUAUGCAACUGUAAACUUUGCAACGAAUACAAGGAAUACUCCUCGCAUCAACUGGAGUAAAUUGUCGGAGGAAGAGAUUGUCGCGCUCAAACGUGAACGGCGUAAGAGAGAUUGCAUCUGCGAGCUGUGCGGCCGCCAUUUCACCUGCCCCAGCAAUUUCAAGGUGCAUCUGCUGCGGCACACUGGCAUAAAGAACUUCAGCUGCAAGCAAUGCCCCUUGAAGUUCUAUACCCCACACUUGCUGCGGCGCCACGAGCUGGCGCAUCUGUGCGAGAAGCCCUACCCAUGCCAGUACUGUGGCCAGACAUUUGCCGAUCACAGCGGAAGGAUUCAGCAUGAGCGGAAUCGUCAUACAAAUUAUCGCCCAUACAAGUGCACAAAAUGCGAAAAGGAAUUCGCUGUUAGUAACAAACUCAAGCGGCAUAUGCUUAGCCAUUCCGGCGUACGCAGUUUUCCGUGCGAGAUAUGCAAAGUAUCCUUCCUGCGGCGGCCACAUUUAACUGCUCAUUAUCGCUCCAAAGGACACGAACAGAAUGCACAAAAUUUCACAGACUUGGCUAAUGCUGUGGACAUUGAUAUCGAAAGUGUCUUACAGUAAAAUCUCUGUCUAAGUGAAUGUAGUGUGUAAGCUCAGUUAAACAUUGACUAAGUUUAACUAGACUUAGUUUUAGUACAAUAUUUAAGCGAAAUUUAUU